Fusarium poae is the source of this 1185-nucleotide messenger RNA. RefSeq lists its product as uncharacterized. The coding region runs from base 1 to 1185 and encodes 394 amino acids. NCBI's taxonomy places the organism in Eukaryota, Fungi, Ascomycota, Sordariomycetes, Hypocreales, Nectriaceae. The record is from RefSeq and is a predicted model, not a curated record. The transcript is spliced from 5 exons.
AUGGCCGGACCUCAGGAUUAUCCGUAUGGUAAUCAGCAGCAGCAGCAGCAGCAGCAGCAGCAAUACCAACAAUACCAACAAUACCCGCCUCAUCAGCAACAAUAUCCACCCCAGUACAAUGCGCCGCCGCCCACGUACGCGUACUACCAAACCCAGCAGCCAUUUCGACCAUCUCCACGCCAAAACUGGGCUGUCACCGCAGCGCGGUCAUUCAACAUUGCUGUUCCGGUAGUCAUUAUUAUCUUGAGCAUCUGGUGGUCAAUCAGGUCACAGACAUGUCCAGAUAAUGUAUCUAUUGGACAUGCAUGCUCUUGGCGACUCUGGGCUGCUCUCCCAGUUGCAUGCGUGGCGGUUAUUUGGUCUGUCGUGAUGAACAUCUCUGCGCGUCGUGCAACGCACUCAAUGUCCUCCGUCCCUCCAACUGUCAACACGGUAAUGGAGCUUAUUAUCGCGCUCGGCGCGACGGCAUGCUUUGCUAUUCUUAUUUACCACCUCGAGAACUACCAAGUCUGGGGAAGAACUUCAGAAUCCAUCAUGAUUGCUUUGCUGGCGAUACUAGCGCUUGUUAACUAUAUUCUCUUUGCAUGGACGGUUUAUGAGACGAGGUUUUAUCGAAAGCAGAUGCAGAACGCGAAUAGAUCCGGAAGGCAGAGAAAUACUGAACUAUCGAACAGCAUGCCUCGCCGCACCUCCUCUCGUUUGGAGUCUAAGGCGCUCAAACAAAGGUCAGACUGUUUAGGCAUCUCACCUCAGACAAAGCAGGAAAACAAAGUCACCAAGUCCGAAUCAACCAAGUCUGAAUCAACCGAGCCUGAAUCAGCCGAGCUUGAAUUAACCGAGCUUGAAUUGACCGAGUUUGAAUCAACCGAGCCUGAAUCAAUCAAGCCUAUGGGGGCGAAGAAGUUGAAGGCUAUACAAAAGGUAGCCAUGUGUCUAUCCGAGCCUCUGGACCACCCCAAGUUGAAGAAGGCCUUGGAAGAAUCACAAGCCCUUUUCCCGCUACCCGGUGACCUGCAACUACACCGCCCAGUGAGCGAGCUUACACGAGAAGAGUUUUAUGACUACUUGGAAAGGCUUGAGACCAGACGUGAUGAAAUGAUGGCUGAGAUCGAGCUGAAGAAUUCGUUGUGUGCCAUGGCCCAACAAUAUAAGAAUCGGAUGCUGGCAAAAAGCUGCCAAUCCUAG